Messenger RNA from Insectozyma verbasci, 1728 nucleotides. The record is from the annotation of a GenBank genome assembly. Lineage: Eukaryota; Fungi; Ascomycota; Pichiomycetes; Serinales; Debaryomycetaceae.
AUGACUAUUUACCAAGAAUCAAAAAAAGAUGAAAGUUAUUCAUUAUCAAGUUUUCAAUUACAAGAAUCUUCAUCUAAAGAUCAUGAUAUAAAAACAUCAUCAACUAAUGAAAAAGAAAUUUCAAAUAAUAAGGUACCAGUAAGAAACUUUUUUCAAUCGUUUAAAAUAGAUAGAGAUUUAGAAGCAGAUUAUGAUGUUACGACUCCGGAAGAUAAUUUAAAAGAUUAUCAAGUUAAAUUAAUUGCAUUGGCAUCAUGUAUAGGUUCAGGUUUAUUUAUUAGUUCUGCAUCAAUGAUCUCAUCCGCUGGUCCAGCAAAUACUGUUAUUGGUUAUGCAGUUAUAGCAGUUUUAAUAUUUUUUGUUGUUCAAGCCUUGGGUGAAUUAACUAGUUCAUAUCCUGUUAGAGGUAAUUUCUUGAUUUAUAAUUCAAGAUUUAUUGAUGAAUCAUGGGCGUUUGCAAUGAAUUGGAAUUAUUGUUUACAAUGGAUUGUCACCAUACCGUUAUCAUUAGUUUCAGCUUCUUUAACUAUACAAUUUUGGAAUGAGUCAAUAAACGCAGCUGCUUGGGUUUCAAUAUUUUGGGUUGUUAUAGUUGCAAUCAAUGUUUUUGGAGUUAAAGGUUAUGGUAUUGGUGAAUCAAUAUUUUCAGUUAUUAAAGUUGUUGCAAUUUUAGGAUUUUGUAUAUUUGCAAUCGUAAUUAUUGCAGGUGGAGGUCCACAAGGUUAUAUUGGAGGUAAAAAUUGGUAUCCAGGUUUCAAUAAUGGUUUUCAUGGUUUCUGUAAUACUUUGGUAAAUGCCCUGUUUGCAUUUUCAGGAACAGAAUUGAGUGCAAUUGCAGCUGCUGAAACAUCUAAUCCAAGAAAAUCACUUCAUAGAGCAAUGAAACAAAUAUUUUGGAGAUUAGUCAUAUUUUAUUUAUUAGCUAUUAUAUUAGUUUGCUUUUUAGUUCCAUAUGAUGAUCCUAAAUUAAUGGGUAAUUCAAGUUCAAAUACUUCACCGUUUGUCAUUGCAAUUUCAAAUGCUCAAGUUAAAGCAUUACCAUCAAUUUUUAAUGUUGUUAUAUUAUUGGCAGUUUUAUCUGUUGCGAAUGCUAGUGUAUUUGCAACUUAUAAACCAUUAGUUGCAUUAGCUGAAGCUGGUCAUGGUCCACGAUUUUUAGCCAUGAUUGAUAAAAAAGGUAGACCAAUUUUUUCAAUUAUCAUUGCAUUAGCAUUUGGUUUAAUUGGGUUUGUUGGUGCUUCAGAAAGUCAAUCAAUAGUUUUUGCUUGGUUAUUAUCAUUAAGUGGUUUAUCAUGUAUUUUCAUUUGGUUUUCAAUUUCAUUAGCUCAAGUUAGAGUUAAUUAUGCAUGUAAAGCUCAAAAUAUUGAUAAAAAUAACGUCCCUUUCAAAGCCAUUGGUGGUGAUUAUGGUGCUUAUUUUUCAAUGAUUAUAAACCUUUUAAUAUUAGUCGCACAAUUUUACGUUGCAUUAUAUCCGGUUGGUGGUAAACCCUUACAAGCAUCAACAUUUUUCCAAGCAUAUUUGGCAGUUCCAAUUGUUGUGAUGUUCUACGUUGGACACAAACUUUGGACAAGAAAUUGGAACUUGUACAUUAAAGCAGAAGAUAUGGAUAUUACAACUGGUAGAAACAUAAUGGAUACUGAAGUUUUAAAACAAGAAAUUUACGAAGAUCGCGAAAAUUGGAAACAAAGACCAUUAUGGUAUAGAUUCAUAAAUACUUGGUGUUAA